AUGUUUGCCUCACGCCUUCUCGGCGCCUUUGCCGCUUUCAGCUAUGCCCACGCUGCUGCCAGCGCCGAUGGAGCUCAACUCUUCAUCCACAACAUGGAUCCCAACGCCGAAUGGGCCGCAUCGAUCCAGAACGCGUGCUCCGGCACGACGACCUACGUAGUUUCCUGCACCGGUUCUCCCAAUGGUGCUUGCUAUCCAGCGGUAAUGGCUCCCACAGGCUAACAGCACGGCGCACUCACUGAUUCCAAACAUCCCAGACGGCCACCAUCACCGAAGCCCCUAAUGUCUACAUCGUCACCACCCCAGCCAUCUACUCCGAGACCAGUGCCACAUUCACCGAGACUUGCUCUCUGAACACUGCUUCCUCUUCCGCCGACUGCACGGCGACCAUCGUCGCCGGCCAGUACGGCCAUGACAUCGCCACCACCAUCAGCUACAAUCUGUACGUGUCCGGCCUUCUUCACGCUCUGCUGGAUACGGGGGGCUAACAUGUCGAUAGCACGGGAACGGACUACUACCAAUACGACGUUGCCGUCACCGGUGGAGCCAAACACACCGCCAACGGAGGCUCAUGUCUCGCCGCGUCCAGCGGCGCCACCUCAGCGAGACUUGGUUCUGGAACGCAAAGCGUCGUGGUCAUCGGCACCGCGAUGCUGGCUGGUCUGCUUGCUGUUCUCGCCUUAUAA
Lecanosticta acicola is the source of this 686-nucleotide messenger RNA. The record is from the annotation of a GenBank genome assembly. NCBI's taxonomy places the organism in Eukaryota, Fungi, Ascomycota, Dothideomycetes, Mycosphaerellales, Mycosphaerellaceae.